AUGAAUCGAGUGGUUGGCGUGAUUGCGAUCCCAUGCCCAACUCAAAUUGUUGAAGGGGAUUGUCGUAAGUUGUUUGCGUCUGAUUACCGUAAGAAUCAAGAUUCUGCUCUUUCAGGGGUUUUGAUUAGAAAAAUGAGUGCUAAAAUGAAGAUGAGACCAGCAGUGGAGAAUGGCGAGGCAGGCGAGGACUUCGUUCUAAGUAUUAUGGUCAGUAAUGGGGAGGAUUUCGGACCUAUGGUCCAACUUGUUUUUGAGACGGGGAAGCUGGAAACCCUUAUGCAACACCUUAAGAAUGUAGUGAGAAAAAAAGAAGUUGAAAUUGAGGAACUUUGCAAGCUCCAUUAUGAGGAUUUUAUACUUGCUGUUGAUGAGAUUCGUGGUGUCCUAGUUGAUGCAGAAGAGCUGAAAAGCGAGCUUGCAAGUGAGAAUUUUAGGUUACAAGAGGUUGGGAGCGCCCUACUUUUGAAACUUGAAGAGCUUCUCGAAUCUUAUUUGAUUAAGAAGGAUGUUACUAAAGCCAUUAAGAUGUUAAAGAACUGUGCUUUCGCUUUGGAUCUUUGUUUGAAGUGUAAUAACCAUAUUUCAGAAGGUUGGUUUUACCUGGCUUUAAAAGCUGUUGAUCAGAUUGAGAAAAAUUAUUUGCAGAAUAUUCCUGUGAAGGCACUCAAGAUGCUUAUUGAGAAGAGAAUACCGUUGAUAAAGUCACACAUUGAGAAGAAGGUAUGCAGCGAGGUUAAUGAAUGGUUAGUUCACACAAGGAGCGGUGCGAAGGAUAUUGGGAAAGCUGCUAUAGGGGUCCUAAGGACUGCCAGUGGGCUGCUCUCACCAAAUCAGCUCAAGAUGAUGUGGGAAACAGCUGCGGCUAAAAUAACUUCAAUCUUGGAGGAACAAUUUUCGCAUACGGAUACAGCAAACCAUCUCCUCCUGGUGAAGGAUUAUGUAACUUUUCUUGGGGCAACCCUUAGAAAAUAUGGUUAUGAAGUGGGCUCAAUUCUCGAGACAUUGAACAUUAGUAGUGACAAAUAUCACGAGCUUCUUUUAGCAGAGUGUCGUCAACAGAUUACUGAAGUCCUUGCCAGUGACACAUAUGAGUAG
Messenger RNA from Fraxinus pennsylvanica, 1095 nucleotides. Lineage: Eukaryota; Viridiplantae; Streptophyta; Magnoliopsida; Lamiales; Oleaceae. The record is from the annotation of a GenBank genome assembly.